UCGCUUGGCCGAUUUCAAGAUAGACAGUGGGUCGUGCGUAUUUUUUUUACCUAAAGACCAAUGUGAAGACCGUCCAUUUCACAUUACGCAAGGCUCUGGACAAUGAACCUCCUACGACCUCAUACACGCGGACGAGGUAAGACAAGACGUUCCUAGAAAAAAGGCAAUGGAUCCAUCAAUUUUCAAUGUCUUGUGAAUUUGCAAAACGAUUAAAAAACGAGUGCACGGGCAGUAUAUAAAUGAUCAUAGAAAAGGGAACUGUGUGAUAACCCCACCCACAUUGUACUACAGGAGCCACGUCAGUCACAAUGUCAAUGUCAGAAGUACACGCUAGUACGAAGAACAACAUUUACAAACAAAAGGAAGCCGUACGCCAACCGAUUUGCGGGCUCAGGUUUCGCGAGUAUCGUCCAAUUUUGAGGGUGAAAAUCGAUCGUGAAUCGCCGAAUUGACGCCUGAACAGCAAGCCAAUGUCGACCGGUACUUCAGCGAGGAACGGACGACUUAAAUACAGGCGACCUUUAGAUAAGCACGCAAGCACGCGCCCAAAGCCAACACAGAUGUCCUUGCCGAGAAUCUGCCCGUGCCAUGGUAGAUCAACCUGUCUCGAACCCACCAACACAAGACACCUGCUCGGGGGGCCUAAUGACAAACUCCCCAAAGAGACACAUGUAGAUGUUUCAAGUUAUACGCAGUCUGAAACGGCAAGAGGCACUCAAUGUAUUGUCUAAUUGAUGAUGUCAUUGUUGAUCCUGUGUUUCACUGUGGCGGGUCGGCAGGACGGCAAGAUGGAUCACCAAACCCCAAUGGGCUGGAGGAUGAUGGUCCUGAUGCUGAUGCUGAUGACACGUACAUCUGUCGGAUGCCCAUCAGGCUAUAGUAAGUCCGAUGGAGUUUGCUACAGGGAUUUUGGUGAUGCCAAGACACACAGCCAGGCUAGUGACAGCUGCUGGCCGGGACGAUUGGCCAUGCCAAAAAGCGAGGAGAUCAACACGUUCAUUGCCAGCCUGGCAGACGCAGAGCGCUGGAUCGGGCUGACAGACUCUAGCAGCGAAGGCACGUGGAGGUUUGCGGACGGCCAAUUGCUGGGAGUGUAUAAGAAAUGGGCCGAUGGUGAACCGAACGAUUCUAACGGUAACGAAGACUGCGCAAGCCUUCUGGAUCCCAGCAACAACUGGAACGAUCUCUCAUGCGGCGAAACCAGGGGAUACAUCUGUGAGACAGAUGACGAUGAAUGUGCAGAACGUACCCACAACUGCCACUCCCGAGCCUCCUGUAGCAACGCAUACGGCAGUUUCACCUGUGCUUGUAACCGAGGCUACACCGGGAAUGGCGCCUACUGUUAUGAUAUCAAUGAAUGUACGACUGGUGCCCACAACUGCCACUCCCAAGCUUCCUGUACCAACACAGACGGCAGUUUCACCUGUACUUGUAACACAGGAUACAGUUGAAAUGGUGCCUACUGUUACGACAUCAAUGAAUGUGCAGAUGGGAGUCACAACUGCCACUCUGAAGCCACCUGUACCAACACACCUGGCAGUUUCACCUGUGCUUGUAACUCAGGCUACGCGGGCGACGGUGUCACAUGUACCG
Branchiostoma floridae (Florida lancelet) is the source of this 1593-nucleotide messenger RNA. Its product is annotated as C-type lectin lectoxin-Thr1-like. The coding region runs from base 735 to 1451 and encodes 238 amino acids. The transcript has 6 exons. The record is from RefSeq and is a predicted model, not a curated record. NCBI's taxonomy places the organism in Eukaryota, Metazoa, Chordata, Leptocardii, Amphioxiformes, Branchiostomatidae. Gene Ontology annotation, molecular function: calcium ion binding.